AUGGAUACGCUUAAUAACAUUCAUUAUUCAACAGGAGACACUAUUUUCAACAUUUGUUUAUGUAUCCAGGUCUGUCUUGGUCUUCCUCUUCUCGUCUUCUUCUUUACCGAGCCCUGUAUUAUACACUUCUUUACCGAGCCCUGUAUUAUACACUUCUUUACCGAGCCCUGUAUUAUACACUUCUUUACCGAGCCCUGUAUUAUACACUUCUUUACCGAGCCCUGUAUUAUACACUUCUUUACCGAGCCCUGUAUUAUACACUUCUUUACCGAGCCCUGUAUUAUACACUUCUUUACCGAGCCCUGUAUUAUACACUUCUUUACCGAGCCCUGUAUUAUACACUUCUUUACCGAGCCCUGUAUUAUACACUUCUUUACCGAGCCCUGUAUUAUACACUUCUUUACCGAGCCCUGUAUUAUACACUUCUUUACCGAGCCCUGUAUUAUACACUUCUUUACCGAGCCCUGUAUUAUACACUUCUUUACCGAGCCCUGUAUUAUACACUUCUUUACCGAGCCCUGUAUUAUACACUUCUUUACCGAGCCCUGUAUUAUACACUUCUUUACCGAGCCCUGUAUUAUACACUUCUUUACCGAGCCCUGUAUUAUACACUUCUUUACCGAGCCCUGUAUUAUACACUUCUUUACCGAGCCCUGUAUUAUACACUUCUUUACCGAGCCCUGUAUUAUACACUUCUUUACCGAGCCCUGUAUUAUACACUUCUUUACCGAGCCCUGUAUUAUACACUUCUUUACCGAGCCCUGUAUUAUACACUUCUUUACCGAGCCCUGUAUUAUACACUUCUUUACCGAGCCCUGUAUUAUACACUUCUUUACCGAGCCCUGUAUUAUACACUUGUUUAGGUGUCU
Candidula unifasciata is the source of this 869-nucleotide messenger RNA. The record is from the annotation of a GenBank genome assembly. Lineage: Eukaryota; Metazoa; Mollusca; Gastropoda; Stylommatophora; Geomitridae.